AUGGUCCUCCUAGUGUUCAACGGGCCCAGUGCUGGUUCCACUCAGAACUCGCUGUAUGGGCUGCUGGUGCUGAUGGGCGUGGUGGGGAACACGUUGGUCGCAGGGACCCUGUCCUGGGCGUUCCUGCAGCAGAGAUUCAUCGAGCAGUCUGACUUCAUCCUGCUCAACAUGACACUGUCCAACCUGCUCGUCUCCUUCUUCAGAAACAUCCUGCUGUUUCUCUCAAGUCUUGGCAUGGAGGCGUUCCUGUCUCAGAGCUGGUGUAAGAUCUUCAUGUGUUUGUGGGUGUGGUUCCGCUCUGUCAAUAUCUGGAUGACGUUCUGUCUCAGCGUAUUUCAUUUCGCUGUGAUUCGCCGGAACAAACCCGCACCCUCCGCAGGCCUCACCGCUAGCCACGCCUCCCAGGAGCUGCGACGCCUCCUAUUGGUCAUCGGGCUGGUCUGGGUCAUCAACCUGAUCUACACCCUGCUGCUGUUAAUGUUCUCCACCACGGGGAUCCGCAACAGCACUGAGACCCUCAUGGUGAUCAGCAGCAGCACACGCCCUGUGCUGGGCUGUGUGUGGAAUUUCCCCUCUCAGUACAGCAGGCUGGCCUUUGCCACAGUGUCCCUGGUGAUGCACGAAGCUCUGCCCAUCGUGCUGAUGCUGGGCACUAACCUGGCCACGCUGUACCGGCUGCACACGCACGGGCGCAGCGUGGGCGUCGUCCAGGAGAGCUUGUUCAGGAGGGUGCCAGCCAAGCGCAAGGCAGCCAAG
Messenger RNA from Polyodon spathula (Mississippi paddlefish), 756 nucleotides. Its product is annotated as olfactory receptor class A-like protein 4. Lineage: Eukaryota; Metazoa; Chordata; Actinopteri; Acipenseriformes; Polyodontidae. The transcript is spliced from 3 exons. Gene Ontology annotation, molecular function: G protein-coupled receptor activity. Gene Ontology annotation, biological process: sensory perception of taste; G protein-coupled receptor signaling pathway. The record is from RefSeq and is a predicted model, not a curated record. The annotation marks the transcript as partial. Gene Ontology annotation, cellular component: membrane.